AUGUCAGAAGCUGUGGCCGACAUCGCUGUGGUCGGAUUGGCCGUUAUGGGCCAGAACCUUAUCUUAAACAUCAACGACCAUGGCUUUGUAUGUUGUGCGUUCAACAGAACCGUCUCGAAGGUGGACGACUUCUUGAACAAUGAAGCCAAGGGCACCAAGAUCGUUGGAGCUCACUCAAUUCAGGAGAUGUGCAAGUAAGUAUGACUUGUAAGACAGUUUCUUUGUUUUUUAUGUUAGAGUUGUCACUUGUGUUGCUGACUGAAAAAACAAUAUGAUUUUUUGUCAUUUUUAGACUGUUGAAGCGUCCGAGAAGAAUCGUCUUGUUGGUAAAGGCUGGAGCUGCUGUUCAAGGUAUGAUUGACAGCAUCCUUCCUCAUUUGGAGAAGGGCGACAUCCUCAUUGACGGUGGAAACAGCGAAUACCAUGAUUCUAACGUAGGCAAUUGUUACCUAAAAUAGUAUCUUUUAUGUUUUGUCAUCUAAACAUGAUUUAUCAUCUAAAUUUGAACCGCUUUUGUCGUGGUUGAUAAUUUUUGAUUUAUUGUUUGUGCAAGAAUAUAACUGAUAACAAUUCCAGAGACGCUACAAAGAGUUGGCCGCUAAAGGAAUCCACUUCGUUGGAUGUGGAGUCAGUGGUGGAGAAGAAGGAGCCAGAUAUGGACCAUCGCUCAUGCCUGGUGGUGCCCCAGAAGCCUGGCCACAUUUGAAAUCCAUCUUCCAGUCUGUAGCUGCCAAGUCUGGCAAUGAGCCAUGUUGUGAUUGGGUAAGGAAACCUAUUGAAACUUGCGCUGCUAACAAAGUUUAAUGUCAAAAUGAAUGUUUUGAGCAAACAUUUGUGUUUUAUUGUUAAAUAUAAUGAAAUUUAGGUAGGAGAAGCUGGAGCAGGUCACUUUGUCAAGAUGGUACACAACGGAAUUGAGUACGCUGACAUGCAGCUGAUCGCUGAAGCUUACGAUCUCUUGAGAAUCGGAUGUGGCCUCAACUACGACGAGUUGGCUGAUGUCUUUGACCAGUGGAACAAGGGCGAUUUGGAUUCCUAUCUAAUCGAGAUUACGGCUCAAAUCUUCAGGUAUCGUGACGAGAAAGGAGAGCCAGUUCUGCCAAAGAUCAAGGACACCGCCGGCCAAAAGGGAACUGGAAAGUGGACUGGAGUCGCUGCUUUGGACUACGGAGUACCAGUUACACUAGUUGGUGAGUUGGAAUAAGAUAUAAUUAGCUUCAUUAAUAAGUUACACAUAAUCUGAGAUUUGAGCGAUGAGAUUAGGGAACGUUUUGGAAUAACCAUAUGUUUUUGAUGUAAAUUUGUUUACGUUAUAUUCAACUUUUCAGCCGAAGCUGUCUUUGCCAGAUUCCUGUCAUCAAUCAAAGAUCAACGUAUGUUGGCAUCAGAUGUUCUCGCAGAUGGUUCAGAAUUCAAAUUCCAAGUAAAAGACAAGAAGGCCUUUAUCAACCAGGUCGGAAAAGCUUUGUACGCUUCCAAAGUGGUCUGUUAUGCCCAAGGAUUUAUGUUGUUGACACAAGCUUCCAAGGAAUUCGACUGGAAACUGAACUUCGGUGCCAUCUCUCUGAUGUGGAGAGGUGGAUGCAUCAUCAGGUCUAAAUUCUUGGGAAAAAUCAAGGAAGCUUACGACAAGAACCCCAACUUGACCAACUUGUUGUUGGACGACUUCUUCGUCAAGGUCAUGAACGAAUCCAAGGUAUGUUAGCGACAAACUUGAUAAUUUUUUUAUUUUUAUAUUUUACCCUGUAGAUUUAUUUACUGUUACACCUAUAUUUCAGGAAUCAAUGGCCGAAGUGCUUAAAACCGCCAUCGACCUCCAGCUGGACACUCCAGUCUUUUCGGCCGCUUUGGGCUUCUACAACGGCUACAAACGCAAGGUUCUCCCAGCUAACCUGAUCCAAGCUCAGCGAGACUACUUCGGUGCCCAUACCUAUGAAUUGUUGUCCAAUCCGGGUACCUUUGUCCACACCAACUGGACAGGAAAGGGUGGCCGUGUCACUUCCAACACCUACAACGCAUGA
This is a messenger RNA of Bursaphelenchus okinawaensis, 2021 nucleotides long. NCBI's taxonomy places the organism in Eukaryota, Metazoa, Nematoda, Chromadorea, Rhabditida, Aphelenchoididae. The record is from the annotation of a GenBank genome assembly.